GGAACUGAGAGAGAGAGCGCAGAGAGUGAGGGAAAGGCAGGGACUGUCAGGGAGUUGUGUGUGUGCGCGGUCAGGGACUGGGUGGCUGGGGCUGGGGGAGUACCCAGCGUGUGAGCACUCAGAGCAGAGACUGAGGGGACAGAGAGAGAGAGAGGGGGAAUGGCCUCUGACCGGGACAGUUACGCUAACUGGUGCGAGCCCUCCUCCCUGAAGCGGGGUGACUUGCUGGAGGUAUCCCGCACUCUCUUCACGCACUAUGGGAUUUAUCUGGGAGGAGAGAAGGUGGCUCACCUGAUGCCCGACAUCCUGCCCUUGUUAACCGAUGACCAGAAGCUGAUCCGGGAGGUGGUGACCAACCAGCGCCUGGUCCUGGGCGUUAUCUGCAGGAUGGCGAGUAUCCGGGUGGACUCGGUGGAGGAUUUUGCUUAUGGAGCCAUUGUCCUGGUGAACCAUAUGGACUCGGUGUGCAAGAACCCCGUGCUUCCCGGGGAAGAGGUAGCGAGGAGAGCAGAGAAACUGGUGGGAAGCACAGAGUACAGCCUGCUGUGGAACAACUGUGAACAUUUUGUCACUCACUGUAGAUACGGCACUGCAGUCAGCAUCCAGACCGACAAGUUUUGUGAAGCAGUGAAGACUGUAAUUCGGGACCAGAGGAGUGUUUUUGUCACCGCUGCUUUAGGACUGGCUGGAAUUUUCUGGCUGGGUUUUGGGCCCUCCACCACUCUCCCUACAGUACUCAUACCAUUCUUCCUAUGGAUGGCUGGCUAAUUUAUGCAGUGAUUUCCAAAACAAUGUAAAUAUGUGUUAUAGCAGUCUAAUUAUGUACAAAGAAAAGCAAUAUGAUUUAUAAAUAUUCAUCCAUUUCAGUAAAAAUUAAUUUGUCCCUUUGCGAGCUGUAGCUCCAUUAUUACAGAAAAUAAAAUUGUAUUUGGCUUACAGUCUAACCUUGAAUAGAAAUGUUUGUACUGAGUAGACUCCUAAAAUCAAAUAUUUUAAUGUGACUUUCUUGCUUUGUAACAUUAACGAUACGCUAUGUUUGAAAUCUUGAAUUUUUUAAAGAACAAUUUUAUAUUUUGACUAUUCCUCUAUAUUUUUUGUUUUACUUACUUAUACUAAUGGAUCAGCUUUGACCACAUGGACAUCAUACACCAUUGACUGAAUGUAUAUUUGGUCAGAGAACAUUAACAGUUUUAUUUUUAAAAAAUGGCACUAUAAGUACUGUGGACAGUAGGUUACAUGAUUUUCAGAUUAAAUAAACAAAAUAGUUUUUAAAAUCUA
Messenger RNA from Chiloscyllium plagiosum (whitespotted bambooshark), 1278 nucleotides. Its product is annotated as lecithin retinol acyltransferase-like. Gene Ontology annotation, biological process: vitamin A metabolic process; retinol metabolic process. The record is from RefSeq and is a predicted model, not a curated record. NCBI's taxonomy places the organism in Eukaryota, Metazoa, Chordata, Chondrichthyes, Orectolobiformes, Hemiscylliidae. Gene Ontology annotation, molecular function: phosphatidylcholine-retinol O-acyltransferase activity. Gene Ontology annotation, cellular component: rough endoplasmic reticulum.